AUGAGUCUAGGAGAUUCAAAUACAAGAGAUGAAGUGGAGGAAAAUGUCACCGCCAUAAGGGCCAGUACUGAAGAUGAUUACGUUCAUAUUAAUAAUGAGCUGUCAUCCGAUGAUGAGUACCUUCUGAGUGAUCAAGAGAACCCACCUAUGGGCGGAUCAAACAACCAUCUAGAUUCACAAUUUCACGACCUCAGCAGUUUGAAUAAUCAUGCAAAGUAUUUUUCCAAUUCAAUACUACAAUCUUUGGACUCUAGUGAUGUUGACAAGGCCCUAGUUCUUGAGGCGCAAAUCAGUGGAAACUUGAAUAAUGAAAACCAAAAGUUAGUGGAGAAGACGAGCAUUUUGCAGGCAAAACUUGGUUCUCUUCAAUCGUUAUUUGAUGCUUAUUUUGGGACAAAGGAUAACUCAAAAAUUAGCAGAGUGGAAAGGUUACGAAAUGAGAUAAAUGCUAUUGAAAAACGAUUGGAAAGGUUGAAAUAUGGUCGUCAGGUGUCGUUUCCAACAUCCUUAAUCAAAGGGCAAAAGUGUGGUGUGAUUGAAGAGUAUCCUGUGGAGUACUUCGAAGCGAGGGACAAGGUGUUGGAACGAAUUCAAGAGUGA
Lodderomyces orthopsilosis Co 90-125 is the source of this 600-nucleotide messenger RNA. RefSeq lists its product as uncharacterized. NCBI's taxonomy places the organism in Eukaryota, Fungi, Ascomycota, Pichiomycetes, Serinales, Debaryomycetaceae. Gene Ontology annotation, cellular component: BLOC-1 complex; endosome. Bases 1 to 600 code for a protein of 199 amino acids. Gene Ontology annotation, biological process: endosome organization; regulation of protein localization. The record is from RefSeq and is a predicted model, not a curated record. The transcript has a single exon.